Molecule: messenger RNA, 1892 nt
Organism: Owenia fusiformis
Lineage: Eukaryota; Metazoa; Annelida; Polychaeta; Sabellida; Oweniidae
Source: the annotation of a GenBank genome assembly
AAAAUACACACGCAAAACAGUUUCUCAGUUUCACUUUCAGUCCUUUUUUCAGCAUACAGAGUAUCGCAUUCUCUAUAAAAAGUUGCAUCUAAGUGAGACAAUCCUUGUUGGAAAAAUUUAUCUAUAGAACUGUGUACAAUCCAAAACACAAAGAUGAGGAAGAUACGACUGUCUGGAAACGACUACGAUCUAUUUGGAGAAGACAUAUCUGGGCCACAGUUUGACUUCUUCCAAAAACAUCGCGAUACAUUCAAGCGUAUGUGGACAGACCAAGGAAAGAAAUUUUGGUCAAGAUUUGUGGAAGCGUUCAAGAUAUAUACAACCAAACAUGGUAUGCUGAAGGAUUUUCCUGGUAAAACGGAUCAGUAUGAGGAAUAUAUUGGCGAAGCUUUUGAGUUGCUGCAUACUACUUUUGUAGAAGGAAAAGCUAAUGCUGCCAAGAAUAUUGUGAUAGAUAUUGUGUCUGUAGCUCAGAAACGUCAUAUGCUGCAAUAUCUGGAGUCUAAAUCAUACGCGAAAGAUCCAUUUUACAACCGUGAAACGAGAGAUGUAUUUAGAAGGUUGUUUGGGCCUAAGGACAAGAAGUCUUCUUAUAUGAAAACAUAUUUACUUAUUCCCGUCUACUUAAAAUUUGGCGGAAGUGUUGCGAGAAUUUUACGACGUUGGAUGAGUGCAAGUGAUCAAGACUCAUCCGAUGAAACAUAUUGGGACGCCAAGAGCAAAGGUAACUCCACUAAAGAUAAAGAUACAGACUCGAAGGCUGAUGCUAUCAGUGAAGCUCGUAGGAAAGCUGAAAUGGAAGCUACAAGGAAAGCAAGACUGAGGCGAAUGAAAAAAAUGGAACUUGAGUUACAUAUGGCAGCAAUGCCAAUGACACUUCCUGAGAAUAUUGAACGAGUGCGCAAUGCAGCUGUUAGGGGUACAAGCCUCCAACUCGUUGACAUUGAGGAACUCAAGAAGGAUACAUCCUCAAUUGCAAGUCAGAUGCAGCUUCAGUUGUACCUCAAUGAAAAAUUUAAUGGUGAUCCAAGAGGUCCAGUGUUUUUACCCAGUUAUGGAUUUGGAGAUCCCCGAUUCAAUGACCCGCUCAAUCCUUUAUUUGAUGUUUUUGCAAACCCUACAGAACCUUGGUAUCAGGAUGUAGAUUUGUGGAAAUACAGACAAUUCCUCUGCUAUAUGAAAGCUCUUGGAAAGCAGCCUUUACACUGGCUUGGCAUACCUGAUAUUCAUGAACUAUAUUUGCAUAUAAGUGAUAGCCGCAGCUUGCACAUCAUCGAACAAAUAUAUAAGGAUUAUGGAGAGCUUAAAAACAGUGCCAUAAAUAAAAAACUUGAGGAUUAUCCUGUCAAUUUCAUUGGCUCAUAUAACUACUGUAAUCUAUGCUUUCUGACAAACGGCAGCAUGAGAAUGAUAGGAUAUCGUCCAAAUAGACAUCUAAAAGAAUUGAAACCAAUGGAAGAUUUUAUUGCUGAAAAAUUAUAUGACUGUUUAGUUCACAUAAAUUAUUAUGACUUGCCCCAGUUGAUUGAGACGCUUGAAACAAAAGGGGAAAAAGAGGCAUGGAAAGAAUACCAAAAGGUGGAUCGGGACCCUAAACGCACUCCUUUAUCAAAGAAAGAGUGUAGCAUGAAAACACAAGCAGUUGAGGGUAAAUCCAAAUAUACAGAACAGUCAGACAAAAGCAUGGAUGUAAAUGUCAGUGAGAACAUCAAAUCUAAAGAAUCUAGUUUGGAAGAUGGCAAUCAGAAUAGGAAGCCUAAAACUCUGGAGGAGAAUCAAAAGCUAAUGCAGGCUAAUGUGUCAGAGGAUGUUAAAAGCACAGAAGCUAGUGUGUCAGAGGAUGUUAAAAGCACAGAAGCUAAUGUGUCAGAGGAUGUUAAAAGUACAGAAGC